AACAUAAUUAAUUCAAUGGAAAUAAGUAGUGUCUCUCUUUUAAAUUACAUGAUUAUUAUUUGAUCACAAAGUAUGCCACCCUCAUAACCUAGCAAAAUGGAAAUGACCCAAUUGUGGUCCUCAUCCUCUCUAUCUAUUAUUUAUCUCUUUCUCUAUCUAUUACGGAGUAUUUAUUUUUCCUAACUUUUUAAUUAUUUUUUUUAAUUAUUAUUUCCCCUCCCAAAAAUCACAUAAAAAACUAUCACAUUCCUCCUCCCACAUUCUCUCUCCAACACAUUUCUCCUGCCAUCUUCAUCACAUACACCCUCCAUGGACUUCCACAAACCCCAAAACACAACCCCCGCCGCCUCGGCCGCAACUCCGAAAAGGAUGAUGAUGAUGAUGAUGCGAGACAAAUCGGCCAAAACACCCACCACCACCACCUCACUCAACUUUGAUGAUGAUCAAAACUCGGAUGAUCAACAAGAAGAUACAACUACUACAACUAUUACUAUUCCUUUUACCGAAGAGAAGAAACAAAAAAGAUUAGGUACUAAUAAUAAUACCAGUACUAAUAGAGUUACGAGUGGCGAUAGCGGUGGCAGUGCUGGUGGUGCUGGUGGUGGAGUGACAAGUUGUCAAGCUGAGAAGUGCACGGCGGAUCUAACCGAAGCGAAGCGCUAUCACCGCCGUCAUAAGGUGUGUGAGCACCAUGCUAAGGCCCCUUCUGUGCUUGUUUCCGGCAUCCGCCAACGCUUCUGCCAGCAAUGUAGCAGGUUUCAUGAGCUAUCUGAGUUCGAUGACACAAAGAGGAGCUGCCGGAGGCGUCUAGCAGGGCACAACGAGAGGCGUCGUAAGAGCGCAUCAGAAUCUCAGGGAGAAGGCGGGUCGAGUUCAAGCCAGAGUAAAGGGUCAAACCUACAAUUAAGGACAGGGGAUCAAGCUCAGAUAUCCUACUCCGGGAAUAACAAUAAUAACGGCAAUUCAUCUUACAAACAAUUUCAGAUCAGAUAAGCUAAUUAUCUGAUUAAAUUAACCUCAGUUGCUCCCUCUCUUCUGUCAUUAUGAUCAUCUAGCUUAGCUAGUAGAACAAUUAAUUAUAAAUGUUUAUGUGUAAUUUUAAUGUUAUGAUCAACAAGUGUAUGUUUUUAGGCUAGCUUAGCUUAUUCUAAUCUAGCAUGCACUAUUAUUAUUAUUAUUAUUAUUAUUAUUAUUAUUAUUAUUAUUAUUACCAAAUUGUCUGUAAACUAUAACUUAUGUGUUGCAUUUGUAGCGCCGGUAGCCGGCCUUGGUUACGCUAUUAAUUACUUAUUAGCUACGUUGAUUAGAAGUUUAGAAUAGUAUGAAAUA
Molecule: messenger RNA, 1329 nt
Organism: Chenopodium quinoa (quinoa)
Lineage: Eukaryota; Viridiplantae; Streptophyta; Magnoliopsida; Caryophyllales; Amaranthaceae
Product: squamosa promoter-binding-like protein 3
Exons: 2
Coding region: 310-993 (227 amino acids)
Cellular component (GO): nucleus
Molecular function (GO): DNA binding
Source: RefSeq, a predicted model, not a curated record